AUGGUCAGCACGUCGACUUCAAUGAGCUCAGAGGCUCUGAGUAAGGAAGCAGAGAUUUUUGAUCGGCUGUUCCAGCUUGACGAGGAGGAUGUUGGUUGGAUCAAGCGACGCAUCGACCGUCACAUUGCAGCCUGCAAAAGAUAUGCAAGCGAGAGGCCACCUCGGUGGAAGGAAGCUCUGCACGAGGCCAACGAGGCUUCUACGAUCGCAUUUGCCGAGGGCAUGACUAGCAUCGACUCCAAGAUCAACUUUUACAUAGCCCACUGUUACAAGGGGAUGGGCAUGUGGCGUGAAGCCCACAAGUUUUACAUGGAGAGCACCGUCGAUACUCGGGACAUUCACUGGUUGCAGGGGCUGCAAUCACUCAGCAGGCAGAAAAUGGAGGGAGAGGGGGAUCUGGAGCUCAGGCGGGUAAGAGGCUCUGGCGAUUUGCGCAUGGCUUAUAGUGACACGACAAAGCUAGGAUAG
Molecule: messenger RNA, 468 nt
Organism: Trichoderma aggressivum f. europaeum
Lineage: Eukaryota; Fungi; Ascomycota; Sordariomycetes; Hypocreales; Hypocreaceae
Exons: 1
Coding region: 1-468 (155 amino acids)
Source: RefSeq, a predicted model, not a curated record